GCUUUCUUGUACGCAUACGUGCUCGCUUGUUUAUUGUGGUUGAUACGAACGAAUUCACACAGACACAAACAAGCUAUUAUACAUAUAUAUAUAUAUAUCUGUUACUAUCCUAUCUUGAAGUAUAUUAACAUCUAGUUCCAGCCAAUAAAGCGAGUGUCAUGGGCAAGGGAUGCUCCAAUUGUCGCUCUGCAAAAAGUGAAAAGCGGGAAUGGCCGGAUUUGGAAAGCGACAACUCGGUUUUUUUUUUCGUCUGUUUGAUCAAACUCGUUACAGAUGGGUGAUCAAGAGGCAACGCGUGCAUGUGCGAUCGGUCUACUCACUGCCGACCACUACGACAAUGUCGAGUCAUUCAUUGAAGAAGCCAUUGAUUCUGGUCACGAUUUCGUUGCAACACCUAUCGUGCAUCCGCGUUAUAGCCGUGUUUUGAAAACAAAGGAUAACGACAGUUGGAGAAACGUUCCAGUCUACGAACGUGACGAUCUAGUUGUUCGCAAGCCAAGUUGGUCGGAUGCUAUUGUCGGCACCUUGUCAAAUUGGCUAGAGCUGGACUCUUCCGAUGCAAAUACACGCAUCAAUUCCGAGCUGGCACUGAAGCAGGAGUUAGCUUGGGCCUGUCAUCUCGGGUUGUUUGCUGUCAUGACACCUGCUUUGUCAGAAACCAGCUUAUCCAACCUGGCGCGCGUGGUCAACCACAACGUGGGUUCAAUGUCUGUAACCCAGAUGUGGGUGCGUGUCCUGUUAGAUGGAAGCAACAAAGCAUGGAAACAGUGGAACAAGUUCCAUGCUCUGGCUGAACACAAUCCCAAAAUUUAUGCUGCACUUCAAUUGCCCAAAGAACUUCCUGAGGAUGGUUUGCUUUUGGAUACAUGGUUUGCCGAGCCAAUCAAGACGGUAAUUGUUCCAGCCGACGUAUUCAUCAGCAAUAACAAGGGCUACCCUGUACUUCCGAAGCCACAUCAAGCGUUUUUAAAGAAACUGAUGCACCGCAUGCAACCACAGGUUAUCGUCACGUUACCAGAGACAAAGCUACAUGCAUCUGCUACACCGUCAUCCUACCAAGAAUACAUCCAAUACCUUAAUCGAAAUCUGCCAGAGCUCAACGAUGUCGAACGCUUUGCUGCAGGCUAUCAUGAUUACUUGCAGGCACCCUUGCAGCCGCUGAUGGAUAAUUUGGAUAAUUCAAUGUAUGAAACUUUUGAACGAGAUCCAAUCAAGUAUCAACAAUAUGAAAAGGCAGUCUAUCACGCGCUGUUGGAUAGGGUUGAGCACGGUUCAGAUUAUGUUUCCACGAUUAUGGUGGUGGGCGCUGGACGCGGCCCCUUGGUGAAUUGUUGUUUGCGCGCAGCCGAAAAAGCAGAACGCAAAGUACACCUCUAUGCACUGGAGAAGAACCCCAACGCCUUUGUCACAUUACAAAACGCCAAGGCAGACGUAUGGCACGACAAGGUGACCCUGGUAUUUGCCGAUAUGCGAAAAUGGAAGCCAAAGACAAAGUGCGAUAUCCUCGUCAGCGAGCUCUUGGGCUCAUUUGGAGACAAUGAAUUAUCACCCGAGUGUCUGGAUGGCGCACAAAAGUUCCUGAAGGAGGAUGGCAUAUCGAUUCCCGCCUCAUACACUGCCUAUGUAACGCCAUUAUCAUCAUCGAAACUGUACAACGAAGUGGCUGCCUACAAGGACUUGGUCCAUUUUGAAACGCCCUAUGUGGUCAUGUUUCAGCAAGUGUGCGAACUGGCUCCAUCCAAGCCGGUGUGGACAUUUGAGCAUCCAAACAAAGCAAUUGACGAUGACCCUCAAAACAACCUGCACAACACCCGGUACAGCCAAGCCAAGUUCCAAUUAGCCGACCAGGACAUGAUUAUGCACGGCGUUGCGGGCUACUUUGAGUCGGUGCUGUACAAGGACGUCAUGAUCUCGAUACAUCCUGACACGCACUCGCCUGACAUGUUUAGCUGGUUCCCUAUCUUUUUCCCACUGCGCACGCCUGUACAAGUUCCUCGAGGUUCCACGGUGACACUAGACUUUUGGCGUGCGACAGACGCCAAGAAGGUGUGGUAUGAGUGGAGUGCCGACGUGGUGUCUGCCGACGGAAGCGAUGUUGCGAUAAGUCCAAUCCACAACAGCGGCGGUCGAUCGUACUGGGUUGGCUUAUAGUCUGCUAUGCAGAAUCCACCCGUAUCGAAUGCAUGUGUAGCCAUAUGUGGCAGUGUAAAGUAGUGUAGAGCAGUGUUUUUUCUUCUGUAAAAAAUGUAUAUCCGCUUCGGCAGAAUUUACGUCCGCAAACGCCGCAAAAGAAAAAGGAUCUACGGAUGAGCCGGGCCGAAUAUAUGCUGUGAUUUUUGGAGGGGUUUAGUUUUCAAUUCGAGA
Zychaea mexicana is the source of this 2364-nucleotide messenger RNA. RefSeq names its product PRMT5 arginine-N-methyltransferase-domain-containing protein. The record is from RefSeq and is a predicted model, not a curated record. Gene Ontology annotation, cellular component: cytosol; nucleus. Gene Ontology annotation, biological process: regulation of DNA-templated transcription; peptidyl-arginine N-methylation. Lineage: Eukaryota; Fungi; Mucoromycota; Mucoromycetes; Mucorales; Lichtheimiaceae. The transcript is spliced from 11 exons. The coding region runs from base 274 to 2151 and encodes 625 amino acids.